UGGAAUCGGAAUCGGAAUCGGAAUCGGGAUCGUCCAUGGAUUGAGGAUUAGGAAUCCUCAAAAAUAUCCUUGGAAUUCGAUAUGGAUCCCGAAUUGCGGCUAUCAUUUGCCAUUUCUCAGAUGAAAUCUGCUUUAGACUUCUCCGUCUGGGAGGAGGAUGCGGAAUCGGGGAAGAAAUCAAAGGUCAUAUCACUCAUGAUUCGAAUAAUGUCUCUGGUGAUGUCAAUGGAUUUGGAUUCACACCCGGAGCCGGACCCGGAGGUGGAACCGGGGCUCAUAUCACUCAUUAAGCAAACGAUCUCCGUCGGCAAAUCUAUACCGGAUUCAGAAGAACCGGAGUUGCAAUUAGUAUCGCUGGUGGCUCGAUCGAUCCCUCUCAUCGGUUCCGCCGAGUCGGAGCCGGAGCUGACGUCACUCGUUGGUCAACUGUACUCGUCCGAGGGUUUUGAAGCUGGUGACUCGGAGCUUUCAUCGCUCAUUCUUCAGAUCAUCUCCCACGCCCGGUUCACAUUAUAUCCGUGGUCGGAACCAGACUCGCACCAGCAAUUAUCGGGUGGCCCUAUGGAUUCGGGAUCGCAGCUAUUAACUGCCAUUUCUCAAAUAGGCAGCUCCAUCUGGGAUGAAGAAUGGGAGAAGAAAUCCAAGUUCAUAUCACUUAUGAUUUGAAUAAUCUCUCUGGUGAUGUCAAUGGAUUUGGAUUCAGCAGAACCGGAACCGGAGGCGAAGCAGCUCAUAUCACUCAUUAAGCAAACAAUCUCACUCGGCAACUCUAUACCGGAUUCAGCAGAACCGGAGUCGCAAUUGGUAUCCCUUGUGACUCGAUCGAUCCCUCUCAUCGGUUCUCGUCGGACCCGCCACAAGAGCUGACGUCACUCCUUGGUCAAAUAUACUUGUGUUUUAAAUCUAUGGGUUUAUUAGAAGAAGAAGAAGCGGCGGAGGAUUCGGAUUCGGAGCUUACAUCACUCAUUCUUCAGAUCAUCUCUUUCGCCUGGUCCACAUUACAUAAGAAGAAGUUAUCACCGGACCUAAAGCGGCUGGUAUCAUUCAUUCAGAAUCUAGUGUUCCUCACAAUCUACGGCCCCCAUAUGUCUUUGUCUCAAA
Camelina sativa (false flax) is the source of this 1101-nucleotide messenger RNA. The record is from RefSeq and is a predicted model, not a curated record. Lineage: Eukaryota; Viridiplantae; Streptophyta; Magnoliopsida; Brassicales; Brassicaceae.